AUGCAAUAUUUUUUAUCCCCUGAAAAAGUUUCACCCAGUGAAGCAGUCAUUCGUCAAUAUGUUAAUUUUUGUUUUCGACUUUUAUUUGCAAUGUUUUUUAGCAGUCAAAUAUUUGAUUUUCUGUUUAGUCCGGUAUGGUUGCACGGAUACUUAUGGUCUUUAAAUCAAAAAAUUGAUAUUGAACUGAAUACCAAAUCAGCGGGAGAAAUUUUCCAACAUCAGUUGUCCAUCUGUGGCUAUUCAGAACGUGUUGUUUACUCAAUUAUAUUAGUUUUUUUCAUAUGGGCUUUAUUACGUAUGUCCGGUUUUAAUAGUGAAUUUCAAACAGUAUGGCAUCUUUUACGCUUAUCACUUAUGAUUGGUGCGCUUACAGCAACAUUACGUUGUAUGCAAAUGAAGCAACGGCUUUUUUCAGCAAUUCAUGAAGGAUUUUAUGCCUAUUUCCUUACUUUUUUAAUUGGUUAUGAUUUAAACAAAUGCAUGCAGUCAGAAUCAUUUUGA
This is a messenger RNA of Thelazia callipaeda (thelaziosis nematode), 501 nucleotides long. The record is from the annotation of a GenBank genome assembly. NCBI's taxonomy places the organism in Eukaryota, Metazoa, Nematoda, Chromadorea, Rhabditida, Thelaziidae.